CCAUAAUGCUGGCACUCUACCUCUUGUCUCUGCUCGCCGUCCUCUCUUUGUUCUUCCGCACUCUUCGGGUCCAUCGCACCGCAGUCCCUGGACCAUGGUAUACCAAGCUCACCAGUCUGGUGCUCAAGUACCAUGAAUUCACUCGUAAUCGCCGUCUCUGGAUCCAUAAUCUACACAAGGCCUAUGGUACGGUGGUUCGGCUGGCCCCAAACGAAGUCUCCUUUUCCAACCUGGACGGCGUCAAGGAGAUCUACCAAAGUGGGGGGAGUGGCUAUGAUAAGACGGAGUUCUAUGGUCUUUUCAGGCAGUAUAAUCAUCGAACAAUGUUCUCGACUCUGAAUAAACACGAUCAUUCCCAGCGCCGAAGGCUUUUUGCAGACCGCUACGCCAUGACCAACAUUGUGAGCUCACCCGUGAUGGAUGGAAUCCGACAGCGUGCAGCACAGGUCGUGGCUAAAUGCCGAGCGUCAAUUGGCGGCCACCUCGAUAUCUAUGGAACAUUGCACUGCUACGCACUGGACUGCGCAUCGCACUUCCUCUUCAACCCCGGGGGAACUCAAACCCUGAAUGAAAAAGACGUGGUGCUAAUGGAAGAACUAUCUCACCACGACAGCCUAAAACAGCGAGUCAUCCAGCACUACUGGCCCUGGCUCAACACCAUUCUGACCUUCUACCAACCACGCAAAAUGCUCCUAUCUCAAGAAUUCGUGCUCGAUCGAACUCUCAAUUCCCAACCGCACGACUCCUCCCUGUUAUCCAAGCUGCAGAGCAAAUCCGCAGAUCUGGAGCGUGUCCAGAUGGCCGCCGAAUGCAUGGACCAUAUGGCUGCGGGUAUUGAGACCACGGGCGACAGUCUGUGUUUCCUAAUGCAUGAGUUGUCGCUGCCUCGGUCGCGACGUAUCCAGGAGAAGCUCCGCCACGAGGCUCGUCAAAACCUUGAUAAGAAGACUGACGAGCUACCGUACUUAGACGCGGUGAUUAAAGAGGGACUCAGACUGUUCGCUCCGAUCCCUAUGAGCCUUCCUCGAUAUGUACCGCUGAACGGCCGAACGAUCGCAGGAUAUACUCUUCCCGCAGGCGAGAUUGUCAGCUGUCAAGCAUACUCCGUGCAUCGGCUUAAUGAGGGCGUGUUUCCCCAUGCGGAGGAAUAUUGGCCAGAGAGGUGGCUGGAGCAGGAGGGGGAGUUGGAGAGGAACCGACUGUUCUUUGCGUUUGCGGCCGGUGGGAGAGGGUGUAUUGGUAGGAAUCUCGCCGUGGUUGAAAUGAAGACCCUCCUACGUGAACUCUACAGCAAGUUCACCACUACGGUCUCGGAGGAGAUGAAGGGCGACAUGUCGAUUGAUGACCAGAUUAUUGCCUCUCGUCCGAAGGAUCAGACGUGUCUACUAAGUUUCAGUGAAGCGACCGCUUGGACUUGAAUCCGAUAUACUACUCAGCCGUGUCUCAGGAGGAAGUAUUAAUCGCACACUGCAGCUCGGCACACAUCA
Molecule: messenger RNA, 1487 nt
Organism: Aspergillus steynii IBT 23096
Lineage: Eukaryota; Fungi; Ascomycota; Eurotiomycetes; Eurotiales; Aspergillaceae
Product: cytochrome P450
Exons: 6
Coding region: 6-1418 (470 amino acids)
Molecular function (GO): oxidoreductase activity, acting on paired donors, with incorporation or reduction of molecular oxygen; heme binding; iron ion binding
Source: RefSeq, a predicted model, not a curated record